AUGGCAUUGUCAAACACAAAUACAGCUUCAAGCGUUUCAACGCAUGCUCAAAACAUUCCAGGUGCACCUCAAAAGGCAAACGGAAGUGGUAACAAGAAGAAGAAAUCUGCCAACAAAAACACUUCCAAUGGUCAUGCAGGAAAGAAUGGUGUAAGUGCUAUUGAUGAGGCCGCACACGCUGCUUCUUUGACGGAACAAGCUCCUGUUGCUGGAAAAGUGGAUCAAGCCGUCAAAGUACAACCGGCUGAUGUGGCCGAACAAGCUGAACACCAAGCUGCUUUGGAAGCCGUAAAGAUUGUAGAGCAAAAUGGCAGUCAUCCCAGUGAGGAAAAGCAUGCUGUAAGUGCAUUGCAUACAUCGGUGAACAAGCGCAUCAAAGUUCUCAACAAGAAGCUGCAACGUGCUAUUGCAUACUCUGAAUUGACAGAAGAUAAACUCAAUUCUGACAUGAGAAGAAUUGUCGCUUCCAAGGGUAAUUUGGAAGGUGGAGUGAGCGAAUUGAGCGAAGUACUCAAAGCGAUUGAGAUUAACGAAAAGGAGCAACAAAAGAAGGCAAAUGAGGAUUCUUCCCAGGUCAUUGCCAAGACAACUCAAUCACUCAAAGAUGAAAAUGCAAAAAAGGUCAACACUUUGUUCCAAUUCAUGUACUUGUAUUCACUCGUGAAUGCUUCCAUGCAAGCUCAAUUUGCUCCUCCUCCUUUGCCGACAAGCUUGCAAAAUGCAACUUCAGAGCAAGUAGCUGCAAUUGGAAAACUCUAUGCUGACUUUUCUGCUGCUGCUGAGGUGACACAUGCCGAUUUGAAGUCAACCUUGUUGGAGAAACUUGCUUCUGCCUCUUCUGACAAGAUUUUGGGUAAUGUCACUUUCCAAGACGUUUUGCAAAUCAUCGAAGGCUUGUCGUCGCCUGUGGUACAGCAGACCAGUGUAGUUCAACCUGAACGUACUGAGACCGACUCAAAGCCUCAGCAAUCUACCCAAGACCAACCUUCUAUUUUAUUCAUGCAAGCAUCCGAAUUGGAGCAAAAUGAGGCGUUGGCACAUGCAAGUAGCAAUGGAGCUGUUACCAAUGAUGCACCCAGUGAUGUAAAACAAGCCGAGCCCGAAGGUGGAGCGGUUGACGGCGUUGCAACGAGCGCUAUCAAUGGCGGUGCUUCGAAAAAGGGCGAAGAGGGUGCAUCUGGUACGGUAUUGGGUCAAGCAGAACCCAGUACCAGCACUGAAGUUGUACAAGAUGGCACGGCCAAAGCUGCCGUUGAAGAACCUGUGCAAACCAAAGAAGUAUCUGAGCCUGCAUCUGGCUUGGCUACUCCAUCGGUGCAUAAGGUGAUCGACUGGUCAGCUCAUGAUGACGACGACUUUGGAGAUUUGGAAAUGCAACCUGAGCCAAGCAAGAUGGUUGCGCCUCAAGCCACACAACCAGUAUCAUUCUCAUCAGCAGUACAGCCGAAGCCCAAAUAUGAAGAUUCAAAUGCGCCAAAGAACCGUGAUCGAGCCAACAAUCAACGUCAAAACGGACAAAAUCAACGCGAUAAUGCAAAGCAGCAAAGAGGGAAGAAUCAACAACAACAGCAACAACAGCCAGCACCUUUACCUAAAUUAGCUCCUCAAGUGGAUGAAGAUGGAUUCACAGUUGCGAGCAGUAAACGAACAAAGAUGUUACAACAACAUCAAGCUGCCAAUGCGAUGCGUGGGGGUCGUGGAGGCAAUAAUGGCGGAAAAGGUGGCCAACGUUACAACAAUCAAAAUGCCAACAAAUCCGAUUCAUCAAACCAUCGAAACGAUAGAGGCGUAGGCGGAAAUCCAAAUUCACGUGGUCGCGGUCGUGGUAGAGGCAGUUCUUCGGGUAAUGGAGGUCAAGAUGUGCCUGUACAAUAA
Messenger RNA from Meira miltonrushii, 1875 nucleotides. RefSeq lists its product as uncharacterized. The coding region runs from base 1 to 1875 and encodes 624 amino acids. The transcript has a single exon. The record is from RefSeq and is a predicted model, not a curated record. Lineage: Eukaryota; Fungi; Basidiomycota; Exobasidiomycetes; Exobasidiales; Brachybasidiaceae.